AUGGAUUUGUACCUGAUUGGAUAUUUGCUGUGCGCGUUGCUGUGCGGCUCGCGGGUGCUGGGAGGCUAUCCCAUUUGGUGGUCCCUAGCCCUGGGGCAGCAGUACUCAUCUUUGGGUACCCAACCCAUCCUGUGCGGCUCCAUCCCAGGUCUGGUACCCAAGCAGCUCCGCUUCUGCCGCAACUACAUCGAGAUCAUGCCCAGCGUGGCCGAGGGCGUCAAACUGGGCAUCCAGGAGUGCCAGCACCAGUUCCGGGGGCGCCGCUGGAACUGCACCACCAUCAAGGAUAACCUGGCCAUCUUCGGCCCGGUGCUAGAUAAAGCAACCAGAGAGUCGGCGUUUGUGCACGCCAUCGCCUCGGCCGGCGUGGCCUUCGCCGUGACUCGUUCCUGCGCCGAAGGCACGUCCACCAUGUGCGGCUGCGAUUCCCAUCACAAGGGACCGCCCGGAGAGGGAUGGAAGUGGGGCGGCUGCAGCGAGGACGCGGAGUUCGGCGUGCUGGUUUCCCGGGAAUUCGCAGACGCUCGGGAGAACCGACCCGACGCCCGCUCGGCCAUGAACCGGCACAACAACGAAGCGGGACGCUCGACUAUCUUGGACCACAUGCAUCUGCGCUGCAAGUGCCACGGUCUGUCGGGGAGCUGCGAGGUCAAAACCUGCUGGUGGGCGCAGCCCGACUUCCGCAUGCUGGGAGACUACCUGAAGGACAAGUACGACAGCGCCUCCGAAAUGGUGGUGGAGAAGCACCGCGAGUCCCGCGGCUGGGUGGAGACCCUGCGUGUCAAGUACGCCUUCUUCAAGCACCCCACCGAGCGUGACCUGGUCUACUACGAGGGUUCGCCCAACUUCUGCGAGCCCAACCAGGAGACGGGAUCCUUCGGGACGCGUGACCGUGCUUGCAACGUGUCGUCGCACGGUAUCGAGGGCUGCGACCUGCUAUGCUGCGGUCGCGGACACAACACCCGGACUGAGAAGCGCAAGGAGAAGUGCCACUGCAUCUUCCACUGGUGCUGCUACGUCAGCUGUCAAGAGUGCAUGCGCGUUUACGACGUGCACACCUGCAAGUGA
This is a messenger RNA of Nerophis lumbriciformis (worm pipefish), 1068 nucleotides long. Lineage: Eukaryota; Metazoa; Chordata; Actinopteri; Syngnathiformes; Syngnathidae. The record is from RefSeq and is a predicted model, not a curated record.